GGGACCCAACCAUCGUCCACAACACAAUUCCCUCCUUUAUUGAAGAAAACGAAAUUGCUCCCACUACACAACCGUCGGAUUUUCUUUCCUGUACUCCAUCUUCCCCUUCUCCGACCAUUUCCUCCAUUGCGGCACAGAAAUAUAGAGAUAGAUGGGGGUGGAUUACUACAACAUUCUGAAAGUGAACAGGAACGCGAGCGAUGAUGAUUUGAAGAAGGCGUACAAGAGGCUCGCCAUGAUAUGGCACCCUGACAAGAACCCCGUCAAUUAUGUCGAGGCCGAGGCCAAGUUCAAGCAAAUUUCCGAAGCUUACGACGUUCUCAGUGAUCCCCAGAAGCGCCAGAUCUACGAUCUCUACGGAGAGGAGGCUCUCAAGUCCGGUAUUCCCCCACCCCCCUCCUCCUCCUCUUCUCGUGCCGCCAGCGGGGUCCCCCAUAAUCUUCACCAUCAAUACUACAAUAGCAACCGCCAGCAUCCCACCUCCUUCCGGUUCAACCCCCGGGAUGCCGAUGACAUCUACGCCGAGAUUUUCGGAUCCGAGAGUAAUGGUAGUGGCGGCGGCGGUGGUGGUGGAGGAGCAGCUAAGGGAUUUGGUAGAGACGGGUUCUUCAGAACGCCUGGUGGUGGGUCAGGUACCGGGUUUUCUAGGAAGGCCGCGCCGCUGGAAAACGCGUUGCCCUGUAGCUUGGAGGAGCUCUACAAAGGUGCUAAGAAGAAGAUGAGGAUCUCUAGGAACGUCUAUGACGCCUCUGGUAAGUUCCGGACUAUGGAGGAGAUAUUGACUAUUGAGAUCAAACCUGGUUGGAAGAAGGGUACCAAGAUAACAUUCCCCGAGAAGGGUAACCAGGAGCCUGGUUUCAUUCCCGCAGAUGUGGUUUUUGUGGUAGACGAGAAGCCGCAUGCUCUUUAUAAGAGAGAUGGUAAUGAUCUGGUAGUCAACCAAGAGAUAACACUUCUGGAGGCCCUCACGGGGAAGACCCUUGACUUGACUACCCUUGACGGAAGGAAUCUCAUGAUCCCUCUGACAGAUAUAAUCAAACCUGGAGCAGAGGUCAUUUUCCCAAAUGAAGGAAUGCCAAUCUCAAAAGAACCUGGGAGGAAGGGAAAUUUGAAGAUUAAAUUUGCCGUCAAGUACCCUUCAAGGCUUACAGAAGAACAAAAAUCUGAUUUAAAAAGUGUUCUGGGUGGGAUUAUAUAGCUUUGAACAUCAGAGGUGACAAUCAACACAACUAGUGGUUGUUGUUAUUGGAUGUAAAUAUGGCACUUGUAUCCCAUUGAAGAAUGUGAAUACUAGGAAGUUUGCAGGCCGGGAUCUUAUCCAAAAAAUUAAAAACAGAAAAAGAAAUGUUUAGGGGUGAUUUUUCCAAUCUUUCAUUGGGAUGGCUUAUGCGGUAGGAUGUAAAUGGUCAUGGGGCUGGCCAUCAGUCUUAACUAUAAGAAAUGGGUAGGAAAUACUACUUGACCUUCUUCCAUUUUUGCCAUAGUGCUAUUCUUCCUUUGAUCCGGAUGCUAUAGAUAGAGAUGAUAGUCCUUGGAUUUUCAUUGUAUUGUGGAGUGACUUUGAUGUUUUAACUUGGGGAAGUAUUGAAAUUUAUUAUAUUGGUGGUUGAUUAAAA
This is a messenger RNA of Juglans microcarpa x Juglans regia, 1616 nucleotides long. RefSeq names its product dnaJ homolog subfamily B member 1. Gene Ontology annotation, cellular component: cytosol. NCBI's taxonomy places the organism in Eukaryota, Viridiplantae, Streptophyta, Magnoliopsida, Fagales, Juglandaceae. Gene Ontology annotation, molecular function: protein-folding chaperone binding. The record is from RefSeq and is a predicted model, not a curated record.